AAAAUAAAAAAAAAAGAGGGGGAAGUUUCUUCGGCACCUAACGGUUCGGCAAAUAGCCGGACUCGCUUUAACACACUCCGACUACUCAUUUGAUUGAUUUACCGUCAGUGAGUCAUCCUCUUCUUUCCCGACAAUAUUCUUUCCUUUCCUCUUUUUCUAUCUCUCUUCAUCUCUCAAUUCAAUUUCAAUUUCAAUUUCAAAUUUGUGAAAAAGACGAACCAAAAAUGGAAGGCGGUGAAGAGCUUAGCAUACAAGAGCUAACCUCUAGCAUUUCUACCUACAAAGAACAGCUUCAACAAGUCAAAUUGCUCUUGGAGGAUGACCCAGUCAAUCCCGAAUAUAAGGACAUGGAAAAGGAGCUUGAAGAGGAAUCGUUGUGCUGCUCAACAAGCAACAGAAAGCAGCUGCUCUUCGGUGGAUUUCUGCUUAAUAUUUAUUUUAAAGGUGAUUGCUUUGACAGAAGAGCUACUGGAGACUGCAAAGCAAAAUGAGAAUUUUGUUUCAGCUAUCAAUACAAGUGCAAGUACAUCUGACACUCUGCAGAUGUCAGAUAGGAUAGCUCAGUAUGAAAUGGACUCCAUGAACAGUUCAGAUCAGCAGGAUAGAUUUCCUGUUGGAACGAAAAUUCAAGCAGUUUGGAGUGAAGAUGGAGAGUGGUAUGACGCAAUUGUCGAGGCUUACACUCCAAAUGGCUACUUUGUCCGCUUUGCAGAAUGGGGAAAUAAAGAAGAGGUUGAUCCUGCCAAUGUACGAUCAGUUCAGGAUGAUGAUGCAGCAGUUGAUGCGUUAUUGCAAGCUGAGAAGGAAGCUGAGGCUACUAAACAGGCCUUGAAACGGAAAAUUGCUCAAGCAGCAGCUGGUGACUUCCAGUCACGAAGUUUACCAGCAAAACUUCGUGUAAAUCCUGAAGACCCUGAAGAUGUGAAAGCAGCAAAACGUAAGAAGAUACAUGCAUUUAAGUCGAAAGUGCGAUUUGAGCAACUAGAGGUGACACAGAACAAAAGACAAAAUGCUUGGCAGCAGUUUCAAACUACAAAAGGCCGCGCAAAAAAGGUUGGUUUUUUCUCAGGGCGCAAAAAAGACAGCAUUUUCAAGUCCCCAGAUGAUCCACAUGGCAAGGUUGGUGUGACUGGGAGUGGGAAAGGCUUGACGGAUUUUCAGAAGCGGGAGAAACACCUGCACCUCAAAGGAGCUAACAUCGAGAACGAAACUGUCGAGGCUGAUGAUUGAGCCUUCAAAAGUGAUGUGCAUCUAUUUCAUCCGAAUAUCAUCUAGGAUAGCAGUUAGCCUCAUGUUCAAGACGCUCUUAUGUGCUACGCAGUGUUUUAGACAGAACUUCUAGAUUUCUUCCCUCAUCCCUUUCGCCCUAAUUCCUUUUGGUUGUGGGCUCUAAGGUAAUCAAUAUAAUCCCCAUACCCCUUUUGAAAUUCUAUGUUGGAACGUCACCAUCUUAAGAUGAAUCAUGGAAUAUGUUUUACCUCGAGUCAUAUAAUUUGUAUGUAGUGAAUAUGUCCAGUGCACUAGUAAUUGAUGCUGAUUGGACGUUAGUAUUCCUCUCCCUUUUGUAUUUGGAUCCUUUAGAGUUGUAAAAUAACUUUACAAGGUAGAGUUUGAGGAAUAUCAACCGUUGAAUAAAAAAUUAAUGGCUCAUAUAUUUUCUCUCUAAAA
This is a messenger RNA of Beta vulgaris subsp. vulgaris (sugar beet), 1668 nucleotides long. RefSeq lists its product as uncharacterized. Bases 319 to 1230 code for a protein of 303 amino acids. Gene Ontology annotation, cellular component: nucleus. The transcript is spliced from 9 exons. NCBI's taxonomy places the organism in Eukaryota, Viridiplantae, Streptophyta, Magnoliopsida, Caryophyllales, Amaranthaceae. The record is from RefSeq and is a predicted model, not a curated record.